AUGAAAGAAAGGCAUCUUCUGCGAGAAACAGUGACAUAUUCGGAUGUCAAAGCUCGAGAGGAUAAUAUCUUGCAGCUUCUCAAAUACCGUGACCAACAAGACACCUUUUUUGCCAGGCUCCACGACCAGCAAAGCCUUAUCUCGGCCACAAUUGCAUGCCAUCUAGGUGUGGCUCCGGAGAGCUGCUCUGUGGCUGAUAUCAGUCAAUGGCUUCAUGGCAGUUUUAAUGUUUGUAUUCCUGUGAAGCUAAAUACCCCGGAGAAACCAUGCGUUCUUCUACGCAUACCCCUACCCUACCGAGUAGGCGAAGAGUUCCAGUCUGGAAAUGCAGAUGAGAAGGUUAAUUGCGAAGCAGGAGCUUAUGCAUGGCUCGAGGAAAAUUGCCCUGAUGUUCCAGUUCCAAAGCUCCACGGCUUUGGCCUUUCUAACGGUGACACUUUCACUCGUUUGGAGAACUUGUCAUUCGUUAAACGAUGGUUUCAUGGAUUUCGACGACAAAUACUUCGGUACUUUGGCAAUGCGUUACCGACGCUUUUAAUACCCAGGGGUCAAUUUCAUUCAUUAAUCAACUCGGGAUACCUAGUCAUUGAGUACAUAGAGGAAAGCGAAGGACAGAUGCUCUCAAAGACAUGGCCCGGUAAUUAUGGAAAUACAGCUUUGCGUACCAAUCUUUUCCGCGGGCUAGCAAAAAUAAUGCUCAGCCUAGCAAAAGUCACACUUCCGCGCAUCGGAUCCUUCACCAUCGAUAGGAAUGGUUAUUUAACCUUGGCAAAUAGGCCGCUAUCAUUGGUAAUGGGGCAGCUAGAGAAUGAAAAUAUUCCGACUGAUAUUCCUCGUGGCGCUACGUAUUCAACGGUUGGGUCCUAUGUUGCCGAUACGCUAGCUUUUCAUGAUAAUCGGAUUCGGUAUCAGCCUAAUGCAGUUAACCAUCUCGACGACGCCCUUUAUCAGAUGACUGCGUUAACGGGAAUUCGAGCCUGCUCUUCAUCUCUACUUCAACGAAAGUUUCAUCGCGGGCCGUUCGUUUGCCGACUCGGUGACAUACAUCAAAGCAAUAUACUGGUGGACGAGGACUGGAAUAUUAAGUAUAUGAUUGAUCUUGAAUGGACACAUACAUGCCCUAUAGAGCUGAUACAUCCUCCGCAUUGGCUUACAAACAAGGGGGUAGAUGAAAUAGAACCAGAGGAAUACAACAAAGUUCGAGCUGAGUUCAUGGAUAUCCUGAGGGAAGAGGAAGAAUCUGCAGAGAAAUCGAGGGGAUUGCCUCGCCUCUCCGAAGUGAUGGAGCAAGGGUGGAAGCUGGGCACUUUCUGGUAUAACCUUGCUCUUCGCAGUCCCACCGGCCUCUUUCAUCUGUUCUAUCACAGAAUCCUCCCACCCAUCAUGGAAAACCAUUAUUCACAGGAAGAAUACGCCACAGUGGUUACAUGGCAUUGGGCAGGGGACAUGAUUGAGGUCAUUCGUCGAAAGAUAGCCGAUAAAAAGGAGUAUGAUAUGCAGCUCAGGGAGGCUUUCGAAGCGAGAGAUACGGAGGAAUAA
Messenger RNA from Microsporum canis CBS 113480, 1539 nucleotides. RefSeq lists its product as hypothetical. The record is from RefSeq and is a predicted model, not a curated record. NCBI's taxonomy places the organism in Eukaryota, Fungi, Ascomycota, Eurotiomycetes, Onygenales, Arthrodermataceae. The transcript is spliced from 2 exons. The coding region runs from base 1 to 1539 and encodes 512 amino acids.